AUGGCCCCCGCUGCCGGCGCGAAGAAGCAGAAGAAGAAGUGGUCCAAGGGAAAGGUCAAGGACAAGGCCCAGCACGCCGUCAUCCUCGACAAGGCCACUUCCGACAAGCUGUACAAGGACGUCCAGUCCUACCGUCUCGUCACCGUCGCCACCCUUGUCGACAGGCUCAAGAUUAACGGCUCCCUGGCCCGCCAGUGUCUCAAGGACCUCGAGGAGAAGGGACAGAUCAAGCCCAUCGUCACGCACAGCAAGAUGAAGAUCUACACCCGUGCCGUCGGUGCUGCCGAGUAA
This is a messenger RNA of Diaporthe amygdali, 291 nucleotides long. RefSeq names its product 40s ribosomal protein s25. The record is from RefSeq and is a predicted model, not a curated record. Gene Ontology annotation, cellular component: cytosolic small ribosomal subunit. The coding region runs from base 1 to 291 and encodes 96 amino acids. The transcript has 3 exons. Gene Ontology annotation, molecular function: structural constituent of ribosome. NCBI's taxonomy places the organism in Eukaryota, Fungi, Ascomycota, Sordariomycetes, Diaporthales, Diaporthaceae.